AGCUCCAUGAAUCUCCCUCCUGACAAGGCCCGUCUUCUGAGGCAAUAUGACAACGAGAAGAAAUGGGACCUAAUUUGUGACCAGGAAAGGUUUCAAGUGAAGAAUCCACCCCACACAUAUAUACAGAAAUUGAAGAGCUUCCUCGAUCCAGGUGUUACCCGAAAGAAGUUCCGUCGGAGGGUGCAGGAAUCCACCAAAGUGCUGAGGGAGCUGGAGAUCUCUUUAAGGACCAAUCACAUUGGGUGGGUGCGUGAAUUUCUCAAUGAUGAAAACAAAGGCCUGGAUGUGCUGGUGGACUACCUCUCAUUUGCUCAGUGUGCAGUGAUGUUUGAUUUUGAGGGUCUGGAAAAUAGCGAGGAUGGAGCCCUAGAGAAGCUGAAAUCUUGGAGCAGGUCCAUAGAGGAUCUGCAGCACCCCAGCACCCUGUCUGCUCCCUACGCCAACAGUCUUGCUCGCUCUGCGCGCCAGUCUGCUCUCCGAUACACCACACUUCCCAGCAGAAAAGCUCUGAAGAACUCACGGCUGGUGAGCCAGAAAGAUGAUGUGCACGUGUGCAUCUUGUGUUUGCGAGCCAUCAUGAACUAUCAGUAUGGAUUCAAUUUGGUUAUGUCACAUCCUCACGCUGUUAAUGAGAUUGCCCUCAGUUUGAACAAUAAAAAUCCCAGGACAAAAGCCCUGGUAUUAGAAUUGCUGGCUGCUGUGUGUCUUGUGCGAGGUGGCCAUGAGAUCAUUUUGGCUGCCUUUGAGAACUUCAAGGAGGUAUGCAAAGAGCAGCAUCGCUUUGAGAAACUGAUGGAAUAUUUCCGUAAUGAGGAUAGCAAUAUUGACUUCAUGGUAGCCUGUAUGCAAUUCAUCAACAUUGUGGUCCAUUCAGUAGAGGACAUGAACUUCCGAGUGCACUUACAAUACGAGUUCACCAAGCUGGGUUUGGAAGAGUUCUUACAGAAGUCCAGACACACAGAAAGUGAAAAGCUGCAAGUACAAAUUCAGGCCUACCUGGACAAUGUGUUUGAUGUAGGUGGGUUGCUAGAAGAUGCUGAGACCAAGAAUGUGGCUUUGGAGAAAGUAGAAGAAUUGGAAGAGCACUUAUCGCAUUUGACAGAAAAGCUGCUGGAUCUGGAGAAUGAGAACAUCAUGCGGGUUGCUGAGUUGGAGAAACAACUAUUACAGCGGGAAAAGGAAUUGGAGAUUGUCAAGGAGACCUACGAGAGUGCCAGCCACCAAGUUCAUACAUUGCGCAGAAUUAUCAAGGAAAAGGAAGAAGCCUUCCGACAUCACUAUACCUCACAUCCAAUGGGGAGUGACCACUUGCCGCUGCCACCACCUCCAGAGGCAGAGAUCAAUUUCAGCGACAUCUCUGAGGAUGAAUUCUGCCUGCCUGUCCUGCCUCCUGUGGAGGCUGCCCCUCCUCCGCCACCUCCUCCGCCACCUCUUCCCCCACCCCCUCCUCCACUACCAGAUAAGUGUCCACCAGCUCCACCGCUUCCUGGCAUGUCUCCUUCGGUGAUCCUCACAAUGGGCUUAUCAGCAAUCCGGAUCAAAAAGCCCAUCAAGACCAAAUUUCGCUUGCCAGUUUUUAACUGGACAGCAUUGAAGCCCAACCAGAUCAGUGGGACGGUCUUCAGUGAGCUGGAUGAUGAAAAGAUCUUGGAGGAUCUCGAUCUGGACAAGUUUGAGGAGCUCUUUAAGACCAAGGCACAGGGCCCUGCCAUCGAUCUCCUUUGCUCUAAAAACAAGGCUUCACACAAAUCAGUCAACAAAGUGACCCUGCUGGAGGCCAACCGGGCAAAGAACCUGGCCAUCACAUUGCGUAAGGCAGGCAGGACCACAGAGGAGAUCUGCAAAGCCAUCUACACGUUUGACCUGAAGACCUUACCAGUGGACUUUGUGGAGUGCCUCAUGCGCUUUCUGCCAACCGAGAAUGAGGUCAAGCUACUGCGCCAGUAUGAGAAGGAGAGGAAGCCAGUGGAGGAAUUGUCAGAUGAGGACCGCUUCAUGCUGCACUUCAGCAAAGUGGAGCGUCUGACCCAGCGCAUGGCCAUUAUGGCUUUCCUGGGCAACUUCAGUGAAAACAUCCAGAUGCUCAUGCCGCAACUCAAUGCCAUUAUCGCUGCCUCAGCAUCUGUCAAAUCGUCACAGAAGCUCAAGCGAAUGCUAGAGAUCAUUUUGGCCCUUGGCAACUACAUGAACAGCAGCAAGCGUGGCUCAGUUUACGGGUUCAAGCUGCAGAGUCUGGACUUGCUGUUGGACACUAAGUCAACUGACCGGAAGCUGACUCUUCUACAUUUCAUUGCCAUGAUGGUGAAGGAGAAAUAUCCUGAGUUGAGCAACUUCUGGCAGGAACUGCACUUUGUGGAAAAAGCAGCUGCAGUAUCUCUGGAGAACGUUCUGCUGGAUGUGAAGGAACUAGGGCGUGGCAUGGAGUUGAUUCGGCGGGAGUGCAGUUUGCACGAACAUAGUAUCCUGCGUAACUUCUUGAUCGCCAGUGAGGGGAAGUUGGACCGACUCCAGAAAGAUGCUAAGACUGCAGAGGAAGCCUACAACACGGUUGUGCGCUAUUUUGGCGAGAGCCCCAAGACGACACCACCCUCUGUUUUCUUUCCAGUCUUUGCACGUUUCAUCAGAUCCUACAAGGAUGCAGAACAAGAGAACGAACUGCGCAAGAAGCAGGAACAGGCUCAAAGGGAGCAGGCAUUGGCCCAAGAAGCUAAGAGACUAGAGAAGUUGUCUUUGCAGCGCAACAAAUGGCAGCAGCAAGAGUUAAUUGCUGAGCUGAGGCGGCGCCAAGCCAAGGACCACAGGCCUGUUUAUGAAGGCAAAGAUGGGACCAUUGAGGAUAUUAUUACAGUGUUGAAGAGCGUCCCCUUCACUGCCCGCACAGCGAAGCGGGGCUCUCGUUUUUUCUGUGAGCCGUCUCACCACGAGGAGCCCAACUGUUAG
Molecule: messenger RNA, 2940 nt
Organism: Protobothrops mucrosquamatus (brown spotted pit viper)
Lineage: Eukaryota; Metazoa; Chordata; Lepidosauria; Squamata; Viperidae
Gene: FMNL3
Product: formin like 3
Exons: 25
Biological process (GO): cell migration; cortical actin cytoskeleton organization; regulation of cell shape
Cellular component (GO): cytosol
Molecular function (GO): small GTPase binding; actin filament binding
Source: RefSeq, a predicted model, not a curated record